AUGUUGGCCAAGUCUAUCCGCGAGGUCUCCUAUCACAAUGAAACUCCUAGAGAUGAGGAACAGCCUCGAAGGCUUGCCUGCGAUCGCUGUCGUAAACAGAAAUUGCGCUGCACUCGAGAUCGAAUGGACAGCGAGUCUUGCCACCGUUGCUCUAGAGCAAACCUUGAGUGUAUGGACCGCCCACCAAUGCAAAUGGGUAGACGCAAUAAGCAUGGAAUAUCAGACGAGCUGGCCACAAAUUACAAUCGUAGGCACAAGAAGCAGAGAUCUGAGAGUACAGAAGCAAGCGUAUCAUCCACGGCUGACUCUGAUGAUGAGUUGGGUGGCCUAGACCAGACAGAACAACAGCUUGGUGACCAAGACCUAACCGCUGUAGAGCCGUCUAUGGUACAAAAUACCAACGUGGUCGAGUGGUCAGAUCUUUCAAACCUUCACGUUCUUCGUGCUGGGUAUAACAUGGAUUCUACGUCACCUACGGCUCCCAAGUUCACGCAAACCCCUAUUAAUAUGGAGGCACAUCCAGACGAGACCUACAUUGCCCAAAGUUUAAGACCUUCUGAAGGGAUUGACAACUUGAUACCGGGUAAUGUUGCGGGGCUCUUUGAUUUAACCAUGUCCUGGGAUUAUGCAAUACAGUUAGACGAAUGUGCUAUCACGUCGCACAAAUUUUCUCAACCAUAUCCUCCUCAAAUAUCAGCGUCGAAUGAUCCGAAGAGUCCUCAAAUAGGAAACAAACAGGUCACCUCUGAGGACCCAAAACCAUACACUACCCGAUCCCUUGAGCACGCCUCGAACAACCAUCAAGUAUCAGUCUUCGCAGAUGAGCCGCAUACCGAGGAAGAAUGCGUUCAGAUGCUGUGGUCUCUCAACUCGAAAAUGUCAAAGCAACUUCAAGAAAUUACUUCGGGCCUUCAGAAAAAUACCGCCAUUCCCAACACAUACUCUGAUAGUCAUGGUCGCACGGGACCCACCAAUCUCACCUCGAUUGGUGAUGUCUUGACUAGUUCUGAGAACUUCUUGGACAUCCUGAGAUUGCUCAUGAAGACUUCUAAUACAGCUUCUCAAGAAAACCUGCAUUCGCCAUCAACAGUCGAUGACUACUUUUCCUUUCGAUCUGGGAAGUACAAUGGGGAUGGUUUAGCCAGACCAAUAGUCAGCCACAGCCCCGCUGCAGAAAUCCCUCGAGAUCCACAAAUAGACACUCCUACAAUCCUUUUGAUUUUGACAUGUCAUAUUCGACUCAUCAGACUUUACAGCCAUCUGUUCUCCGGAAUACUCUCCUCUCUACCGGACAAUCCGUCAACCGCUUCUGAGCCCCUACCCAUCGCUCGGGACCUAAAGAUUGGUGACUUUCAAUUGAAGAAGUACGGAGGCCUGCAAAUCCUCAUUGUACUGAAAAUUGGCACUCACUUGCUCCACCAGGUUGAAAAUCUGUUAGAACUUCCUAAUGAGUACAUGGUAAGUGGGAGAGAGAAUGGCAGCUGUGUUUUCAGGAAGCCAGUCUCGAAGAAGUUGAUAGAAUCAAUUAUGGCACAUGAGGAAUCCAAAAAUUGCUUUGUUGGCAAAGGAGUCGUGGAAUCACUCAGACAGAGUAUAAAGGGUAUCAAGCAGGCUCUGAAAGACGGCUGA
This is a messenger RNA of Glarea lozoyensis ATCC 20868, 1629 nucleotides long. Its product is annotated as Zn2/Cys6 DNA-binding protein. The transcript has a single exon. The record is from RefSeq and is a predicted model, not a curated record. Gene Ontology annotation, molecular function: DNA-binding transcription factor activity, RNA polymerase II-specific; zinc ion binding. Bases 1 to 1629 code for a protein of 542 amino acids. Lineage: Eukaryota; Fungi; Ascomycota; Leotiomycetes; Helotiales; Helotiaceae. Gene Ontology annotation, biological process: regulation of DNA-templated transcription.